AUGGACUCCUACGGCUACGGCGAACCCUCCAGCUCGAAUCAACCCCAGACCAUCGACGUUCCCGUCGGACCCACCAACCAGCCCAAGAUCCUCCUCCGCAAUCUCAAUGACUCCGAGGCGACUUUCCAUCUGAGCGGUACCGAGCUCGCAUUCGCCAACAGCUUGAGAAGAGUGGUCAUGGCGGAUGUGCCUACUAUCGCUAUUGACCAAGUCCUUUUCCUUCAAAACACCACUCCUCUUGCCGACGAAAUGAUCGCCCACCGUCUCGGUCUUAUCCCCCUGAUCAGCCGGGGCGUUGAAAAAGGACUGCGAUACACAAGGGAUUGUGAUUGUGAUGAAGGGUGCUAUUACUGCAUGGUGACUUUGAAGCUGAAGGUGGCGUUCAAUGGGGAUGGUUUCAUGAAGAUCACGAGUGAUAUGCUGGAGGUCAUUCCCAUCAUCAUGGACCACCGCGACAAUGAGAUGGGUAUUCCUAUUGGCAAGGGCAACGCAGCUAUUCCACCUAUAUUGAUUGCCAAGAUGGGUAAGGGUCAAUCAAUCGACCUUGUAUGCAAAGCGUACAAGGGUAUCGCCAAGCACCACGCCAAAUGGUCGCCAUUGUCAACAGUCGCGUUCGAGUACGACCCCUAUAACAAGCUGAGACAUACCACUCAUUGGUUUGAGACGGAUGAACGCGGCGAGUGGCCCCUCUCCAACAACGCCAUCUUCGAAACCCCUCCCGAGCCUAACGCCCCAUUCGACUACAACGCCGUCCCCUCCACUUUCUACUUUAACGUCGAAUCCGUCGGCUCCAUCCCUGUCCGGUCGGUCAUCGAGCAAGGCUUGGAUAUCUUGGUGGAAAACUUGGCGGGGGUCAUUUUGGCGGUGCAGAAGGAGACGGGUGGUGAUGAAGAGGAAGGAGAAGGCGGAGAGCAAGGAGGGAUUAUGGAGCCCAAUAUGCAGGGUAUGGGGGGUAUGAACGGGCACGCCGAGCAGGGGUACGGGGCAUGGUAG
Cryptococcus wingfieldii CBS 7118 is the source of this 993-nucleotide messenger RNA. Its product is annotated as DNA-directed RNA polymerase II subunit RPB3. Gene Ontology annotation, biological process: DNA-templated transcription. The transcript is spliced from 5 exons. Gene Ontology annotation, cellular component: RNA polymerase II, core complex. The record is from RefSeq and is a predicted model, not a curated record. Gene Ontology annotation, molecular function: DNA binding; protein dimerization activity; DNA-directed RNA polymerase activity. Bases 1 to 993 code for a protein of 330 amino acids. Lineage: Eukaryota; Fungi; Basidiomycota; Tremellomycetes; Tremellales; Cryptococcaceae.